Molecule: messenger RNA, 1993 nt
Organism: Seriola dumerili (greater amberjack)
Lineage: Eukaryota; Metazoa; Chordata; Actinopteri; Carangiformes; Carangidae
Gene: spopla
Product: speckle type BTB/POZ protein like
Exons: 12
Coding region: 275-1453 (392 amino acids)
Biological process (GO): regulation of proteolysis; proteasome-mediated ubiquitin-dependent protein catabolic process
Cellular component (GO): nucleus; cytoplasm
Molecular function (GO): ubiquitin protein ligase binding
Source: RefSeq, a predicted model, not a curated record
UGUAAGCUAGCACAGAUAUAAAUUAGACAAAGAAGCCUUGUGAAGAGACUGAGUGAAAAAGAGUUUAAAGUAACCGAGGGUGAAAGGAGCGAGUGUGACACAAAGCUAUAUGCGUUAUCCGAUAUAUACGGAAGUAUGAAAUUGAAAGAGUGGUACAUGGAGAUGGGGCCAUGAAGGAUCCAGUCAUAACUUAGAAAAACUCCAUCAUUGUACAUUUCAACCAAUCAAGAGUAGUGCUUUAAGGACGUGAGUGAGUGGUACUCCGAAGCCGGUGAUGUCACGGGUUCCCACCCCUCCUCCUCCUGGGGAGAUGUCAAGUGGACCUGUGGCAGAGAGCUGGUGUUACACACAGGUCAAAGUUGUGAAGUUUUCCUACAUGUGGACCAUAAACAACUUUAGUUUUUGCAGAGAAGAAAUGGGUGAGGUGUUGAAGAGCUCAACAUUCUCCUCUGGUCCUAAUGACAAAAUGAAAUGGUGUCUGCGAGUCAAUCCAAAAGGACUUGAUGAUGAAAGCAAAGACUAUCUGUCAUUGUAUUUACUACUUGUUAGUUGUCCAAAAAGUGAAGUCCGGGCAAAGUUCAAGUUUUCUUUGUUGAAUGCUAAAAGAGAGGAGACAAAAGCAAUGGAAAGCCAAAGAGCAUAUAGAUUUGUCCAAGGUAAAGAUUGGGGCUUCAAAAAAUUUAUAAGGAGAGAUUUCCUCCUCGAUGAAGCCAAUGGACUCUUACCAGAUGACAAGCUCACCCUGUUCUGUGAGGUAAGUGUUGUCCAGGACUCUGUUAACAUUUCGGGCCAGUCCAACAUGAACAUGCUGAAGGUACCUGAGUGCCAGCUGUCCGAUGACCUGGGGAACCUAUGGGAGUGUUCCCGCUUCACAGACUGCAGCCUCUAUGUGGGAGGGCAGGAGUUCAAAGCCCACAAAUCCAUCCUUGCAGCGAGGUCACCAGUCUUUAAUGCUAUGUUCGAACAUGAAAUGGAAGAAAGUAAAAAGAACCGUGUUGACAUCAGUGACGUGGACCCAGAUGUUUUUAAGGAAAUGAUGGGCUUCAUCUAUACAGGAAAGGCCCCAAACCUGGAGAAGAUGGCAGACAAUUUGCUGGCAGCUGCAGAUAAAUACGCUUUGGAACGUUUAAAGGUCAUGUGUGAAGAGGCCUUGUGCAACAGCCUUUCAGUGGAGAAUGUGGCCGACACCCUCAUCCUAGCAGACUUGCACAGUGCCGAGCAGCUCAAAGCACAAGCCAUAGAUUUUAUCAACAGGUGCAGUGUCCUGAGACAGCUGGGCUGUAAAGAUGGAAAGAACUGGAAUAGCAAUCAUGCUACAGAUAUAAUGGAGACUGCAGGCUGGAAGUCAAUGAUCCAGUCCCAUCCUCACUUGGUAGCCGAGGCCUUUCGCGCCCUGGCUUCAGCACAGUGCCCACCCUUUGGUCUUCCCAGGAAGCGUCUAAAACAGUCGUGACUGCCUGACUGUGCCCCAGGACUUUACUGGAGGUGUGAAGCAUGGGUUUACAAAGGAAGGACUAGUGAGGGUACCACUCUUAUUUCCACCAAAACUGAACACACUUGAAUAAAGAAGAGUGGAGCUUUCUGGCCAGGAAUGUGGGGAGGCUGGCACGUGGACGACUGACAUCAAUGCAUUGGGAAAAAAUCUGUUCAGUCGAUGUUGCUUGCUUGCUUUGCUUCCCCAGCUGAAUUCUGUUCAACCCGGGUAGCAAGUCAAGCUGUCUGCUACUGUUUUUUUCCCGUAAUUUUAAAAAUGGCCUUAAUAUAUCUGCCAUUGCUCUGGAGCUGCUCUAGAGUACUUUGUCUAUUUUACUCUGUGCCUGCCUUGUCACAAAGACCAGGCCUCCUCCAGGUUGCACUAGUUCCCAUGAAUAGUCAUUUUGAUAUGGAGUUCUAUAGGAACGUAACAAAGGUUUAACUAAAUGGGAAAUAUUAUAUAUAUUUGUAAUGUUUAGCCCGUUUUGUGACUAGACAUUAAAAAGCAUGAACACUUUCA